Molecule: messenger RNA, 1395 nt
Organism: Dictyostelium discoideum AX4
Lineage: Eukaryota; Evosea; Eumycetozoa; Dictyosteliales; Dictyosteliaceae
Exons: 2
Coding region: 1-1395 (464 amino acids)
Source: RefSeq, a predicted model, not a curated record
AUGAAUUUAUAUAAAAAAUCUUUUUUACCAAUAAUAUUAUUAUGCAACUUAAUAAUAAAUGUUCAUUCAUAUGGUGAAGGUGAUGGUAAUGGAUUACCAAUUUGGCAAGAAAGAGAAAGUUUAAAUUUAUUGAAUGCUGUACGUUUUGAUCCAGUUGGAUAUAAAAAUUAUUUUAUGUCAACUGGUUAUAAUAAUAUGGGAAAUGUAUUUGCUAAUAAUAUUUAUCCAGCUACAAAUCCAGUUUAUUAUAACUCUGUUUUAAAUUCUCAAGCACGUUACCAUUCAACUGAUAUGGGUGUAAAUAAUUGUUUCUCACAUUCAAAUUGUGAUGGUACUUCAAUCACUGCAAGAUUUAAUGCAUUCAAUGCAAACUGUAUGACUGGUUGGGGUGAAAAUUUAUCAGCUGGUUUUUCAAAUGGUGUCCUAACUCAAAAUUCUUUAAUUUGUGAAACCCCACCAUAUUGUGUAAACGAUGGUAAUAAUGAUGGACAUAGAUCAAAUAUGAUGGUUUCAAGAUGGGUCGCUGCAGGCGUUGGUUUUUAUUAUGCACCAUCAUCAACUUAUAAAUAUUAUUGGAGUCAAGAUUACAAAGAUGCAACAUGUGAACCACAAACCUCACCAAUCUAUUCAGGAUCUCAUAGUUUUUGGCCAUCAGCAUCAGUACCAAUGUUCCAUGCUUCAUAUUAUAAUAAAAAAGGUGAAAGUUUAUCUUCAGCAAGAGUAGUAUUUAGUUCUGGAGCAUAUGGUGAUUUAAAUUUAGCAAUUGGUUCAACUAAUAAAGGUUUUUAUACCUUUUUUUUAAAUGGUUAUGUUAUGUGUGAUUCUUAUAUUUUUGAAUUUGCUACAACCAAUGGUAAUGUUUACAGAUAUCCAGAUAGUGGUUCAUUAUCAAUUGUAACUUCAUCAGGUUCAUGUUCAGCAUGGUCAUCAAAUUAUAUUCAAGGUACAGUAUCUCAAACAACAACUCAACCACCAGUUACUCAAACUCCAACCCCUACCCCAACCCCAACUCAAACUCAAGCCCCAACUCAAACUCCUACUCAAACUCCUAGCCCAACUCAAACUCCUAGCCCAACUCAAACUCAAACUCAAACUUCUACCCCAACACCAACUGAAACACCAACUGAAACACCAAAUUCUAAUGAAAACUCAAGUAGUUCAUCUACUUUAAUUGGUAAUAGUUCAACCAAUUCAGAAUUACAAAGUAGUGAAAGUAAUGAUUCAUCAACAUCUGAUAAAUCUACUUCCUCAAACAACAAUAAUAACUCUGAACCAAAUCUACCAGGUGGUAUUAAUAAAAAUUCCCAAAGUGAAGAUUCAAAUUCAAAUCAAAUAUUACCAAAUUUAAUUGUACCAUUCCUUCUUGGUCUUUUAAUUAAAAUAUUAUUAUACUAA